Molecule: messenger RNA, 1127 nt
Organism: Numida meleagris (helmeted guineafowl)
Lineage: Eukaryota; Metazoa; Chordata; Aves; Galliformes; Numididae
Product: translation initiation factor IF-2-like
Exons: 3
Coding region: 1-906 (301 amino acids)
Source: RefSeq, a predicted model, not a curated record
AUGGAGAGCCUCCCCCCGCGCCCUCUUCCCACAACGACGCAAAAAGCCGCCCCCGUCGGGGGAAGGCGGAAAGCAAAACCCCUCGUCCCCCUCCGUCCCUCGGAAACACCGCGGCACUGCCGCCCCCGACAGCGCCACGAGCCCCGGGUAUCCGCACGCAGUCUCCGCCCUAGAACUAUAAAGCAACGAGAGAAAAGCGAAGCGGCGACCCCCCGGGUGUCGGAGGGGUCCCGGGAAUCCCGCGGCAACACUGCUGCCUGCGGGGAGCGGGGACACGGCCCGGUCCCGCCGCCCACCCCGUCCUACCCGCGUCCCCCCCGGCCCCGGAAUGGAUGGGGGCGGCCCCCGAGUCCGGGAGGUGUAAAGGGCGCGGGUGCGGCCCCGAGCCACGCUCCGUCGGGGCACGUCGGGGCGCGGCGGUACCCGAGCACCGGCAGAUCCGGAGCGGACGUGUCCCUGCCCCGUGUACCCAUCGGGCCGGACCCUUCCAGCCGAAGCGAUAAGAGAGAUCCUUUCUCUCAGGCGGAAAUAAAGCAGAAGAGCGAUGUUUCCGAGGCUGCACUUCCACCCGAGCAGCGCCUGCAGAGCGGGGGUUGCAUUUCCCCGCCCGGUGCGGGCUCGGGACGGCCACGCGUGGUUCCCGCACCACCACCUACGGCCGCCGCAGCGCAGCUUUGCUAUGAAACAACACAACGCGAUGCGCCUUUUACCGGCAGACCCGCCUUUCUGCACCCCGAAGGGAGAAAAGAAAGAAAAAGAAUAAAAAAUAAAAGAAAGAAACGGAGUGAGCGGAGCGGCUCCGGCUCCGCGGGUCGGCAGCGCUGCGGACGGGGCUCCAGCCCCGGGGUGCGACGGGGCGGGCGGGGGCACAGCACCUACCUUGUCCCCGGUCUACGAAACUCGUGAUGGUGUUGGCCGACUUGGAGGACUGGAAGAAGCUGGCGUUGAUGCCCAGUUUCUCGGCGACGGAGUAGGUCCUGAAGAGGGACAGCAUGUACUCGUGGGGCUCCGCCCGCGGGGGCGUCCGGCCCCCGGGCUGUGCCCCCUGCCGCGGCCGGCUCUCCCGGGGGGAUCGCGGAGCCCUGCGGCCCCGCCCGCCCUUGGCCAGCUCUGCGGCGGCGGGGAGG